Molecule: messenger RNA, 630 nt
Organism: Bursaphelenchus okinawaensis
Lineage: Eukaryota; Metazoa; Nematoda; Chromadorea; Rhabditida; Aphelenchoididae
Source: the annotation of a GenBank genome assembly
AUGCUGAAGUCGGAUGAAUACGGUUUAUCGACGGUGUCUGGUCCUGGGACCCACGAUCUGACCAGUAACUGCUGGCGCGCGAUUGCCUUUUCCUGGUCUACCCUUUGUCUUAAUCCCUGUUUAAAUCCUGGUAGACAUCUCUACUGCUUGACAAUUUGGUUAAUGGGUAUGAGAAUUGUAUGUUAAUCACACCAGGUAGAAAUAAUGGCUUGAACGUGCAGAACAGGGUGUAUCAACCCCAAAACCUGAUCUUCACCCUCUGGAAGAGAUGAUCAGCGUAAUAUCGCAAAAUCUACAGUAUCCGACGUGGUCAGACGGUAUGUAGAACUUGGAUAUGAUGGUGACAGACCUAGAAGUGGCCGUCCAGCAACUGUAAACACACGCGCCAACAGACAGUGGAUCAAGAAGAGGUUCAUGCGUAACCCAAGGACUCCAGUACGUCAAAUGGCACGAGAGACCGGACUGAAAGAAACUUCACUUCGCCGUAUAGUCAGAAAGAACUUGAAGAUGAAGCCGUACAAACUCAAAAAAGUUCAGAAACUUACUGAUGAAAACAAAAAAGUGCGGUUUGAAAGAAGCAAAAAUCUGAUACACUGGGACUGGGCCGCUAACGGGGCAAGACCCCUUUGA